CCAGGCCUGCGUGCUCAGCGAUGGCAUCUGCUUGGUGGCCCUGCCUCAUCUUGGCCCUGCUCUCUGGCUUGGCGGCCUCUGGCUUCCCAAGGAGCCCCUCCCGGCCACUGGGGAAACGGAGCCUCCCGGAAGGGGUCGUCAACGGCAUCGAGGUCUACAGCACCAAGAUCAGCUGCAAGGUCACCUCCCGCUUUGCUCACAAUGUUGUCACCAUGAGGGCUGUCAACCGUGCAGACACCGCCAAGGAGGUGUCCUUUGAUGUGGAGCUGCCCAAGACGGCCUUCAUCACCAACUUCACCUUGACCAUCGACGGUGUUACCUACCCUGGGAAUGUCAAGGAGAAGGAAGUCGCCAAGAAGCAGUAUGAAAAGGCUGUGUCCCAGGGCAAGACAGCCGGCUUGGUCAAGGCCUCGGGGAGGAAGCUGGAGAAAUUCACAGUCUCAGUCAAUGUGGCAGCGGGCAGCAAAGUCACGUUUGAGCUAACCUACGAGGAGCUGCUGAAAAGGCACAAAGGCAAAUACGAGAUGUACCUUAAGGUCCAGCCCAAGCAACUGGUCAAGCACUUUGAGAUCGAGGCAGACAUCUUCGAGCCCCAGGGCAUCAGCACGUUGGAUGCUGAGGCCUCAUUCAUCACCAAUGACCUCCUGGGCAGCGCCCUCACCAAGUCCUUCUCAGGGAGGAAGGGCCGUGUGUCCUUCAAGCCCAGCAUGGACCAACAGCGUUCGUGCCCAACCUGUACAGACUCCCUCCUCAACGGAGAUUUCAUCAUCACCUACGACGUGAACAGAGAGUCUCCAGCCAACGUACAGAUAGUCAAUGGCUACUUUGUGCACUUCUUUGCACCUCAAGGCCUUCCCGUGGUGCCUAAAAAUGUGGUCUUCGUGAUUGACGUCAGUGGCUCCAUGCACGGUCGGAAAAUGGAGCAGGUGCGCUUCUCACUGCGACUGGGGGUGACGUGUGGCAGGGAGACACAUUUAUUUACAAAGGAUGCCCUCCUCAAGAUCCUGGAGGAUGUGAAAGAGGAUGACUACCUGAAUUUCAUCCUGUUCAGUGGGGAUGUGACCACCUGGAAAGACACCCUAGUUCAAGCCACUCCUGAGAACAUCGAGGAGGCCAGGACAUUUGUGAAGAACAUUGAUGAUCAAGGAAUGACCAACAUCAACGAUGGGCUGUUGAGGGGCAUCAGCAUGCUGAACAAGGCCCGGGAAGAACACAGUGUCCCAGAGAGGAGCACCUCCAUCGUCAUCAUGCUGACUGACGGGGACCCCAAUGUCGGUGAAAGCAGACCUGAAAAAAUCCAAGAAAAUGUACGCAACGCCAUUGGGGGCAAGUUCCCCUUGUAUAACCUGGGUUUUGGCAACAAUCUGAACUAUAACUUCCUGGAGAGCAUGGCUCUGGAGAACCAUGGGCUGGCCCGACGCAUUUAUGAGGAUUCCGAUGCCAACUUGCAGUUGCAGGGCUUCUAUGAGGAGGUGGCCAACCCGCUGCUGACAGGCGUGGAGGUAGAGUACCCCGAGAACGCCAUCCAGGACCUCACCCAGAGCGCUUACCAGCACUUCUACGAUGGCUCUGAGAUUGUGGUGGCUGGGCGCCUGCUGGACGAGGACAUGAACAACUUUAAGGCGGAUGUAAAGGGCCACGGGGCCAUCAGUGAUCUGAGCUUCACAGAGGAGGUGGACAUGAAGGAGAUGGAAAAGGCCCUGAAGGAGCAGGAUUACAUUUUUGGGAACUACAUAGAGCGGCUCUGGGCCUACCUCACCAUUGAGCAGCUGCUGGAGAAACGCAAGAAUGCCCAUGGUGAGGAGAAGGAGAACCUCACAGCCCAGGCCCUGGACCUGUCCCUCAAGUACCACUUUGUGACUCCACUGACCUCCAUGGUGGUGACCAAGCCUGAGGACAAUGAGGACCAGACAGCCAUCGCUGACAAGCCUGGAGAAGGGCCUGCAGAUACGGAAGUGGCCCGCUCCAUGGCUUACCUGACCAGCUACCAGCCUCCUCAAACGCCCUACUACUACGUGGAUGGGGACCCCCACUUCAUCAUCCAAGUCCCGCAGAGAGACGACGCCAUCUGCUUCAACGUCGAUGAAGACCCAGGCACAGUGCUGCGCCUCAUUCAGGACCCCGUCACAGGCCUCACAGUUAACGGGCAGAUCAUCGGCGAGAAGGGAGGCAACUCUGACUCCAAGACCAGAAAGACUUACUUUGGCAAGCUGGGCAUUGCCAGUGCUCACAUGGACUUCCGGGUGGAGGUGACACCGGAGAAGAUCACCCUGUGGAGUGGAGCUGCACAGAGCACCUUCAGCUGGCUGGACACGGUCACAGUCACACAGGACGGGUACAGCCCCGCUCCUGGGUCUCAGAGGCUGUCUGUGACAAUCAACAGGAAAAAGAACAUGGUGGUCUCCUUUGGAGACGGGGUUACUUUUGUGGUCGUCCUGCACCAGGUGUGGAAGAAACAUCCUGUCCACCAAGACUUUCUGGGCUUCUAUGUGGUGGAUAGUCACCGGAUGUCAGCACAAACACAUGGGCUGCUGGGACAAUUCUUCCAUCCCUUUGACUUUAAAGUGUCCGACAUCCACCCAGGCUCUGACCCCACAAAGCCAGACGCCACAAUGGUGGUGAAGAACCAUCGGCUGACAGUCACCAGGGGAUCCCAGAAAGACUACAGGAAGGAUGCCAGUGUCGGCACCAAGGUUGCCUGCUGGUUUGUCCACAACAACGGGCAAGGGCUGAUUGAUGGUGUCCACAGCGACUACAUUGUCCCCAACCUGUUCUGAGUAGACAUGCCAGCUCCUGCUGAGACAGCUGGCCCAGCUCACCUGGCCUCUGGAACAGGGACACAGCCCAGGGUCUAAGGGAGGGUUGUGACAAUAAAGCCCGAGGGGACACUGCCA
This is a messenger RNA of Neofelis nebulosa (Clouded leopard), 2894 nucleotides long. It is a transcript of the gene ITIH3, whose product is annotated as inter-alpha-trypsin inhibitor heavy chain 3. NCBI's taxonomy places the organism in Eukaryota, Metazoa, Chordata, Mammalia, Carnivora, Felidae. Gene Ontology annotation, biological process: hyaluronan metabolic process. Bases 21 to 2777 code for a protein of 918 amino acids. The record is from RefSeq and is a predicted model, not a curated record. Gene Ontology annotation, molecular function: serine-type endopeptidase inhibitor activity. The transcript is spliced from 22 exons.